This is a messenger RNA of Mus caroli (Ryukyu mouse), 1744 nucleotides long. Lineage: Eukaryota; Metazoa; Chordata; Mammalia; Rodentia; Muridae. The record is from RefSeq and is a predicted model, not a curated record.
GUUCCACUUCAAAGGCGGAUGCACGGACCUCCCAGACGCGGCCUCCCCUGCCUCGGAGCCCCCGCCACGCGUGCGCCCCGCCGAGUAGCGCUCCGUCGCGCCGCAUGGGUGAUCCGCAGGCCGAGGCGCCCCCACGGACACAGCCUCGCUGAGCCGCCGCUGAAGUUUCCGAGAGGACCUAAGGGACAAAAGCCGCCCCGCGCCCCGCCCGGCCCGCGCCUCUCGGGCACACGCGGCCCUUUGUUGUCCGGCGGCAUCGGCGACGUCGGGGCGACCGGGACCCGCGCCCGGGGACCCACGCGAGCUCGGGUGUCCUGAGCCACUGGUCCCUGGAGCCAAACUUUUGCGGAGUCCCGGAUGAGAAACGCCCGGAGGUCCCCGCCGCCGUGCGUAUGCUGCGAGUUGGCGACUUUCGCUGUGCUUUGGAAACUGGCAAGACGCCAUCACCAGGAAAUCACAUUGUCCUGCUCCCGACAGCCCCGACGGCGACCGCAGCCCGCGGCUCACUCCGAGCUGGACACUGAGAUGUAGCACGGUCGCGGCCCUAAGCACGUGGCUUGUCAGGUGAAGCACACACAACAAAAAGAAAAAAAAAAAAGAGUUGGGUGCCUCACGCAGCGGACCGCGCCGCCGCCUUCAUCCUCACUGUUUGGUGCCGCGGGCCACGGCCACCCCUCCCGUGUUGCCCGCACCUACGCUACAGGUGACCAGACGGACAGCGAACUUUGGGCUGCAGACCACUCGGCACCGGCCGAGUGCAAAGACCGCGUGCUGCGCGCUCAUUGUCGCAGCCGCGUCCCUGCGGACUUCUCCAACAACGCCACGCCGCGUGCGUCGCGCCACCCCGGCGCUGGCCCUCACCCGCUGCCUUCAGCCUGUGUGGCCGCCGGCUCCAGGAACUGGCAAGUUAGUUUCCUAGCUCCGGCUUUGUUGUUCACCCUCGUGCAAACACCAUCGCGAGCGCCGGGGUAGCGCAACACGCGGGUGCACGCGGAGCCCAAGCCCCUGGCCAGAGCAGAGCCCACAUGGGAUCUGCGACCCCGACCCUGCUCUCCGGGUCGGCAGGAAACACUACGACUGAGAAAAGUCAUUGUCACCUUCAGCGUGGAUGCAAGUCCGCCGCUGCUCGUUCGUUUCCACGCUGCACUCACUUUCCCCACACCCUGACUUUCGGUUUACCUCAAAUAUCCUCAAUUAAGAAGCGCAUCUCCAACACCUCUGUACAAAAGAAUCUGGAGUCCGGAGAGCACGAGGGCAGCGCUCCCCGCAAUGCCAUCUCCAAGACAAAACUUCCUGUGUGUUUGUGUAUGGGAAGGACGGAGGAGGCGGGGGAGGUAAAGGGAGGAAAGGAAAAAAAAAAAUCACAGAAAGCAAAACCUCGGAGACAGUUUUGCACCGAUGUCCGGACUAGAAUCACUCACCUUCCACGCGCAGCAGCGUCCCCACGGUGCAAACUGCACCAGGCCANCCUCCUGCAAGCACUCCCUCCGCCAGCGCCGAGUCCAGAAAGAUUGUCUCCAGCAGUUCUUCAGUUGCUACCGCGGACGGAGGGCCUGCCUGGCUUGUGAGACUGCUCAACUGGUACUUUCAAGUCUGACCACCUGAAGGCAAGAACCAACUUCUGCAAAUUCGCUCCGCGCACCACAAUGCACACACAAAUUAAAAUUUCAAUUCUCCAACAGAGUUUUCGUUCUUUGGGGCUUUGAUUAUAAGUCGUUUAAUAAAGUCGCAUUUUGCCAUGGUC